Molecule: messenger RNA, 1187 nt
Organism: Folsomia candida
Lineage: Eukaryota; Metazoa; Arthropoda; Collembola; Entomobryomorpha; Isotomidae
Exons: 5
Coding region: 622-933 (103 amino acids)
Source: RefSeq, a predicted model, not a curated record
AACACACUUUAAGAGUCAUAUGAGGUUGAGUCACAUUUAGAAGUUCCUUACUUAAAUAUAUUUGCAUAAAAAAUGUCUCCAUAAACUGCUCCAUGCCAUAUUUAAAAUAGCAACCUUAUAAAAUAAAAUGACAACCUCACGCUCGUCUAUGUCCUAUGGUACACUUUAUCCAGAGAUAUACUUAAUUUCAAAUCUGAUUUGUUGUCUACAGGGUACAGUGCAAACACAGUGCUUUAUUAACGGUAUUAAUAAAGCAUUUUAAAGCCCUGUCGCAUUAUGAAUUUUAUUAACACAUUCACCAUUUUCUUUGAAAUAUAUAAACUGCCCCCAUGAAUUUUCUUCAAUCCCGGGUUUCCGGUAUUAACAAUAUGGACGUUUAACAAUAUGACAUUCGACUUUCAGUAAUUGAAUUUUGCGUCCCUUUUCAUCCUCUACAUCCUCGGCAGGGGCGAAAGGCGGGCUGAAGGAUGGUCCAUCAUAAUAAUCCGAAUGGCUAAGGCAUUACCUGACAGAUUUUGUCCGUAGCCCAAGUUGCCGGAUAAAUGAUUUGAUUGGAACUUCGACAACUGCGCAAUGUUCUAAGGCGCUGAAUACUGAUUAACAUUGUCAAUUUCCGGGACAAUGUCAACUUUGACUGGUGAAGCAGGGAGCAGUGCAACGAAGGGGGAUCAGUCGGUCAUCAAUCAAUCAGGUGGAUCACAACCCCCAAAUCCCUCAGGUCAUCACCAUCAUCAUGUUCAAGCCACCGAAGUGAUUCAUGGAGGAAUCCAAAUCGAGUCUCGAUCAUUUCAUGACACCGAUUUGGGAGGAACGGAAGGAAAAGGAGUCGUCUGCUGUAAAGGAGUGUACAUAGGAGUCGGAGCCGUCUUCGGUACCAUUCUUCUCGCUUGCGUCAUCAUCUUGAUUUUUUUCAUCGUCCGAUCUACCACGUAAUCCGAGAGAAGAAACAUUGUUCAGCCAUUUUUGUACAAAUUCAAAUUCCCUGUAUGUCUAAAAUGCAGUAGUCUACACAUAUUAUUUGGAACCUAAGAUCUGAAGAUGAUCUGGGAAAUAAAUUUUUCGGCUUAAAAAAUUGAACAAAUAUUCUGUGGUUGUUUAGAAGAUGAUGUCAGUCAGCACAGGUUUAGUCAGUUUGGGAUUAAGAAACACAAAUACUUUGAACGUCUUGGAUAAAUAAUUUGCAAAUA